This is a messenger RNA of Oncorhynchus mykiss (rainbow trout), 3018 nucleotides long. The record is from RefSeq and is a predicted model, not a curated record. NCBI's taxonomy places the organism in Eukaryota, Metazoa, Chordata, Actinopteri, Salmoniformes, Salmonidae.
AUGCAACAACAAUUCCUUUGCAGCUACCACAACAACCUCAUUUUCACCGUCGACAACCACAGCUGCACCAGCGGCAAAUACAGCUCUUGUUACAACUACAGUAGCAUCUACAACAACAGCAACUCCAACAACAACCACUGCGGCUCCCAAAACAACCACAGCUGCACCAACGACAACCACAGAUUCACCUACAGCAACAACAGCUUCUCCAACAACAAACACAGCUGCACCAACGACAACCACAGAUUCACUUACAGCAACAACAGCUUCUCCCACUACAACCACAGCAUGCAACAACAAUUCCUUUGCAGCUACCACAACAACCUCAUUUUCACCGUCGACAACCACAGCUGCACCAGCGGCAAAUACAGCUCUUGUUACAACUACAGUAGCUCCUACAACAACAGCAACUCCAACAACAACCACUGCGGCUCCCAAAACAACCACAGCUGCACCAACGACAACCACAGAUUCACCUACAGCAACAACAGCUUCUCCAACAACAAACACAGCUGCACCAACGACAACCACAGAUUCACUUACAGCAACAACAGCUUCUCCCACUACAACCACAGCGUCUCCCACAACAACCACAGUUGCAGCUACCACAACAAGAGCUGCAGCAACAACAUCCGAAGCGCUGGCAUUAACAACCACAGCUGCACCUACUGCGACAACAGCUUCUCUCACAACAACUGCAGAUGCAACAACAAUUCCUCUGCUACUACAAUCACAGCUUCUCCCACAACAACCACAGCUUCUCCCACAACAACCACAGCGUCUCCCACAACAACCGCAGUUGCAGCUACCACAACAACCUCAUUUUCACCCUGCACCAACGACAACCACAGAUUCACCUACAGCAACAACAGCUUCUUCAACAACAAACACAGCUGCACCAACGACAACCACAGAUUCACUUACAGCAACAACAGCUUCUCCCACUACAACCACAGCUGCACCAACAGCAACAACAAUGCAGCUACAACAACAAAAGCUUCAGCAAAAACAACCGAAGUGCUAGCCUCAACAACCACAGCUGCUCCAACAACAACAGCUUCUCCCACAACAACCACAGCUUCUCUUAUAACAACCACAGCGUCUCCCUUGCAGCUACCACAAGAAAAGCUGCAGCAACAACAUCCGAAGCGCUGGCAUCAACAACCACAGCUGCACCUACUGCAACAACAGCUUCUCUCACAACAACUACAGAUGCAACAACAAUUCCUCUGCACCAACAGCAACAACAGUUCCUGUUACAACUACAAUGGCUCCUUCAACAACAGCAGCUUCAACAACAACCCCAGCUGCUCCCACAACAACCACAGCUGCAGCAACAAUAACGAUAGCUCCACCUACAGCAACCACAGAUGCUUCCAAAUCGACCUCAGCGUCACAUUCAACAACCGAAGCUGCCCCUACAGCAACAACAGCUUUUCCCACAACAACCACAGCUACACCAACGACAAUGGCUCCAACAACCACAGCAGCUCCAACAAAAACCCCUGCUGCUCCCACAACAACCACAGCUACACCAACGGCAACCACAGAUUCCCCUACAGCAACAACAGAUUCUCCAACAACAACCUCAGCUGCUCCCACAACAACCACAGCUUCAUCAACUACAAUGACAGAUUCACCUACAGAAACAACAGCUUCAUCAACAACAACCACAGCUGCACCAACGCUGAACCAACAACAACCACAACUCCACCUAAAUCGACAACUGCCACUACCACAAUGAGCACAGCUUCACCUUCAACUUCUACAACCACAGCUGUACCUACAGCAACAACAGCUUCUCUCACAACAACCACAGAUGCACCAACGCUCAGCUUCACCUUUGACAACCACAGCUGCACCUACAGCAAAAACAGCUUCUCCCACAACAACCACAGCUGCAACAACGGCAACAACAGUUCCUGUUACAACAUCAAUGGUUCCAACAACAACAGCAGCUCCAACAACAACCACAGCUCCACUUACAGCGAACACAAACGCUUCCACAACAACCUCAGCUUUACCGUCGACAACCACAGCUGCACCAGUGGCAAAUACAGCUCUUGUUACAACUGCAGUAGCUCCUACAACAACAGCAUCUUCAACAACAACACCAGCUGCUCCCACAGCAACCACAGCUGCACCAACAAUAACCACAGCUCCACCUACACUGCACAAACAGCAACAACAGUUCCUGUUACAACUACAAUGGCUCCUUCAACAACAGCAGCUUCAACAACCCCAGCUGCUCCCACAACAACCACAGCUGCAGCAACCUACACCAACAACAACCACAGAUUCACCUACAGCAACAACAGCUUCUCCAACAACAACCCCAGCUGCUCCCACAACAACCACAGCUUCAUCAACUACAAUGACAGAUUCACCUACAGAAACAACAGCUUCAUCAACAACAGCCGCAGCUGCACCAACGGCAACAACAGUUCCUGUUACAACAUUAAUUGCUCCAACAACAACAGCAGUUCCAACAUCAACCCUAGCUGCUCCCACAACAACCACAGCUGCACCAACGUCAACCAUUGCUCUGCCUACAGCGACAACAGCCACUUCCACAUUGACCUCAGCUUCACCUUCGACAACCACAGCUUCACCUACAGCAACAACAGCUUCUGUCACAACAACUACAGAUGCACCAACGGAAACAACAGCUGCACCUACAGCAACAACAGCUUCUCUCACAACAACUACAGAUGCACCAAUGGCACCAACAAUUCCUGUUACACCAACAAUGCCUUCAACAACAACAGCAGCUGCAACAACAACAACAGAAGACCCAACAAUAACCACAGCUCCACCUACAUCGACCACAGAUGCUUCCACAUCGAACUCAGCUUCACCUUCAACAACCACAACAGCAACUACAGCAACAGCAGCUUCUCUCACAACAACCACAGCUGCACCAACGGAAACAACAGUUCACGUUACAACAACAAUGGCUCAAAAAACAACAGCAGCUCCUACAUCAACCCCAACUGCUCCCAAAACAACCACAGCUGA